This is a messenger RNA of Arthroderma uncinatum, 840 nucleotides long. RefSeq lists its product as uncharacterized. The transcript has a single exon. The coding region runs from base 1 to 840 and encodes 279 amino acids. Lineage: Eukaryota; Fungi; Ascomycota; Eurotiomycetes; Onygenales; Arthrodermataceae. The record is from RefSeq and is a predicted model, not a curated record.
AUGGAACAAGAGAGCACAUCCUAUAUCCAGAUGCAGCCACGUCCACGGCCAGCGUCCUCCAUCUACUCCCGCGAGACCUUUCCAGAGGACCAUCCACAGAGGCAGCACAGCAUCCCCUACCAUGGCCAGACUGCCGAAAAGGACAUCGAUGCCAUGGGUAUGGGCAUGAACAUGAACAUGAACAUGGCGAUGAACGCAAGCACCCACACGAUAGACGGGCUCGUCCAUCCGGCCAUGCGAGCACACACCCUGCCUCGCUCCUCGGUCACCUCCAUCUCCGGCAUGCUUCAUCGCCUUGGGCCCUCGACGACCGGCACUCGCAUGGGGACGGGCACUCCCAGGAGCCACCGUGACGAUGACAAUGACAAUGACCAGCACCAACACGAGCAUCAGCAUCAGCAUGAACAUGAGAAUGAAAUUGCCAAAGAACCAGACAAAGGGGUAGGGACUGGCAGGAGGUGUAGAUGUGGGUUCUUCCGGCUCGCCUUCGCCGUCCUCGCAGUCGCUCUCAUCUCUAUACUGUCUCUCUGCAUCUGCAUCUCAGCCGGAGCAUUCAACCCGCCUUCUCGACUGGCGCCGUCGCCAUCAGCAUCAUCUUCCUCUAACACUGCAACGGUCAGUGUCAGUCUCAGCGUCAGCGUCCUGCCGCCAGCGUCGACGGGCACGGAGAGCGGAAGCCGGACAUCCACCAGCACCAGUGCAGCAACCAGUGGUACGAGCUCGACGGGAGAGCCCAAGGAGAAGCUCUCCGGCCUGGUGCCCUAUUUGACCUUUGUCGGUGGGCGGAUGUCGACCGCCACGUCCACGAUAGCAGCGACGGUGACGGAGACGGAGACGUAG